AUGCAGGAGUCUCAGAAUCCAGCCACGCCAGCGGAUGGCCCGACAUCGGAAUAUGGAGAUGAUCAUUCCGAGCAUUCGUCGCUAGCCUCUCUGAGAUCGAGUAUCCUCGAGCAUCAAGCUGAGAAUGGACGGACGUAUCAUUCCAUGAGCUCGGGAAAGUAUAGCUUCCCCAAUGAUGAGCCUGAGAAUGACCGUCUUGCGGAUAAAUUUUUGCAUGCAGAGGUCAUUGGCGUUGACCUGAGCCCCAUUCAGCCUGAGUGGGCGCCUCCGAACUGUGUGUUCGAGGUCGACGACUUAGAAAAGCCAUGGACCUGGACCAAGCCCUUUGAUUUCAUCUACUGCAGAAGUAUGGACGGCGCAUUUGCGAACAAGGAAAGUAUGAUUAAGAAGAUUUACAAUGGCUUGACUCCGGGAGGUCAUCUUGAAGUCGCGGGACUCGAAUUACCGCCUGGUUGCGACGAUGCUUCGGUUCCCGAGGACUCUGACUUGUGGAAGUGGCACGAGCUGCUACAAGAAGCCGCGACAAAGAUCGGACGGCCGCUGGAGAGUCUGGCCCACAACAAGGCGGACCUAGAGAACGCUGGCUUUAUCAACAUUGUCCGUAAAGACUACAAGCUACCUCUCAACACCUGGCCUGCGGAUCCCCAUCUGAAAAAUCUCGGAAAGUGGCAAUUUGUCAACCUCAAUCUCGGUCUCGAGGGGCUGUCCCUUGCUCUUCUGACCCGUGUUUUGGAAUGGUCCAGGGAAGAGGUGCUUGCCCUAUGUGCAGACGUUCGGAGAGAUCUGAAGGAUAAGAGAAUGCACGCUUAUUGGAAAAUUCACGUUGUCUAUGCGCAAAAGCCCGAGGAUGCCUCUCCUUCUGAGCAGUCGCAGGAGUGA
Colletotrichum abscissum is the source of this 879-nucleotide messenger RNA. RefSeq names its product TAM domain methyltransferase. Lineage: Eukaryota; Fungi; Ascomycota; Sordariomycetes; Glomerellales; Glomerellaceae. The record is from RefSeq and is a predicted model, not a curated record. The transcript has 10 exons. The coding region runs from base 1 to 879 and encodes 292 amino acids.